UGUGUGUGUGUGAGUGGGUGGGUGGGGGUCACAGGCCUUUUGUUGAGCAGCACUGAAUCGCCAGGCAAAGGCAAAUGUUCUCUCUUUUCAGGGCUUCGGUGCAUGUAGCACUCUGCUAACCCUUUUCUUAUUUUCACAGAGGCCUUGUUUGUUCACUUAGUCCGGAAGAGGAAGGCCCUGGAGGUGUUUGGGUGUGUGCAUGUGUGAAUGUUGGUGGGAUGAAACCAGAUAUCUAUAUGCCACAGUAAAGAAACUGCUCAACCCAUGGCCGACCGAUAGGACCCCAUGCAAGUUUCUUUUAAAAAAAGUGUAAAAGCUGAUUUUGAAUUUCUGCAUGAAUAACAGGUUGUGUUAAGAGCAGUCUUGGUAUUGGGAAAUUGCUUUGUUGGCUUGUCAACCCUCUCUGUUAAUACUCUGGAUGAAGGAAUAGUGUGGAUUUAAAGUGUGGUGAGAUCAUAUUUUAAUGUCCAUUCCAAUUUAGAUUGUCGAUUCAGACGCACUAAACCAGCAGUGUCAAAUUCAUUCCUGUCGUAGUUCGGGUUUCCUGCAGAGGGCCAGUAUGACUGAAGUUCACAGUGUGACUUCAAAUAAAUAUAUGGUUGUCCCAGAUUACGUACACACAACAAAUCUAUGAAUUACUAUUUUUGAAGUCAGAGACCAGGAAACUGUUCUCAUGCUACAUUUAUUUUAAAAGAGGGAUUGGAAACAAAUAAAUGCUUGCAAUAUCCCAACGUUUUCAAAACUGAAGACAGUUGGCACCUUUGCAAGAAACAUCAAGUUGAUGCACAUGAUUUGCUUUGGCGGGCCACGUGGAAUGAUGUGGCGGGCUGGAUCUGGCUCCUGCGCCUUGAGUUUGACACCUGUGCAGGAAACCAAUGAGUUGAUUAACUUCAUGUGGGAACAGAUACUGCUGGAUGGACAAGGAAACAAAACAAAACAAAAAAAAUCCUUCCUUUCAGAUAGAAGAAGUGUGCUUGAUAGUUGGUUUGUGACCCGUAAAUUCAUCAUGUUCACUAGUUCCACUGAACAUAUUAUUGGUCAAGAGAGUGGCCUGCUAGCUGAUUACUAUCUGAUCAUAUCCAUGUUGCAAAGCCUUCUCUCAUUCUGUCAAAGGAGAAGGUGCAAACGGUGUAGCAUUUACUAGUGUCCUUUCCAUCUCAAGAGUUAAAAAAAAAAGGAAUCUGGAAAUGGAAAGUCAGCCUUUGAAUGUGCUGCAUGUUAAAUGUGGCCUGUGUGUGUCUUCCAUUGAAAAUGUUUGUAGAUAAAUUGGGACAGAAAUCUACACUCCUCGCUGUUUGUUGCAUAAAAUUGGGGACCAAUGAUUGGUCCUUCAAGGACUUGUAAUGUUAAAUGGACUAUUUUUUACCCAGCUCGCAAGUAAAGAAUUUUACUGUCAACCAAACAAUGUUAAAUCAGCUUGAAUGCUGUGAACUGUAAUGUCCUAUGAAAGACAGACACAGGGCAAUGCCAUGCCCAAGCCAUGUUCAUCUUUCUGAAUGUGGACUAGUUCUUAGCAGACAGGAAUGUUGCAAUGGCGACUGUUGCCAUUCUCUUUCCACACAAAGAACAAAUUGCACCUGAUUUGUUACCAAUGACUGGCAAAGGUUUUACCGUCGGCAAUAUCUCAGAGAUGCUGACAUUUAACGAAUGUAUACCAGUGGAAACCUGCUGAGUCCCUGUUGACAGAUCCUCUGGGAGCCUGGUGCCCUCGUCUGGCUGAGGAAGAGAUAAAGACAGAGCCGGAUGUGGUAGAAGGGAUGGAUGCAUCUGCACGGUCCAAAGCCCCCGAUCCACCGGGGUCGGCAGAACGCUCCUUGGCACCACAAAAGAGGAGGGUGUCCAGUCCCACCCACUCGUCCAAUGGGCACUCUCCAUCUGACACCUCCUCCAGUCCACUCAAGAAAAAGAAGAAGCCUGGGGCCAUGACCUCAAGCAAAGACCAGUCAGAGCUAAGACAUGGUCCCUUUUACUAUAUGAAGCAGCCAGCACUCACCACAGACCCUGUUGAUGUUGUACCGCAGGACGGCAGGAAUGACUUCUACUGCUGGCUGUGCCACCGCGAGGGCCAGGUGCUCUGCUGUGAGCUCUGCCCCAGGGUGUACCACGCCAAGUGCCUCAAACUACCAGCUGAGCCUGAGGGCGACUGGUUCUGUCCCGAGUGUGAGAAGAUAACAGUUGCUGAAUGCAUUGAAACACAGAGCAAAGCAAUGACUAUGUUGAAUAUCGACCAACUCUCUUACUUACUCAAAUUUGCACUCCAAAAGAUUAAGCAGCCUGGGACAGAGCCCUUCCAGAAACCCGUGUCCUUGGAACAGCAUCCUGACUAUGCUGAGUACAUUUUUCACCCCAUGGACUUGUCUACUUUAGAGAAGAAUAUCAAGAAGAAAAUGUAUGGCUGCACUGAAGCCUUUCUGGCUGAUAUGAAGUGGAUCUUACACAACUGCAUCAUUUAUAAUGGAGGAAAUCACAAAUUAACAGCAACUGCAAAAGUUAUUGUCAAGAUAUGUGAGCACGAAAUGAAUGAGAUUGAAGUAUGCCCUGAGUGCUACUUGUCUUCGUGCCAAAAAAGGGACAACUGGUUCUGUGAGCCAUGUAGUCAGCCUCAUACACUGGUCUGGGCCAAGCUCAAAGGAUUUCCCUUCUGGCCAGCAAAAGCUCUUCGUGAAAAAGACGGGCAGGUAGAUGCACGGUUCUUUGGACAGCAUGACAGAGCUUGGGUCCCCAUCAAUAACUGCUACCUCAUGUCCAAAGAAAUCCCUUUCUCUGUCAAGAAGACAAAGAGCAUUUUCAACAGUGCCAUGCAAGAAAUGGAAGUUUAUGUAGAAAACAUUCGUAAGAAAUUUGGAGUUUUUAACUAUGCGCCAUUUCGAACCCCUUACACGCCCAACAACCAGCUUCAAAUGUUGCUGGAUCCUUCCAACCCUAGUGCUGGUACAGUAAAAACAGAGAAACUGGAUAAACUGCGCUUUAAUUUUGAUUUAACUGCAUCUCCAAAGAUGGUUCUUAGUAAGAGUUCCACACCCAGUGGUCUGAAUCGGAGAGUCUCCAUGACGGACAUGCCUCGGUCCCCGAUGAGUACAAACUCUUCAGUUCACACGGGCUCCGACGGAGAGCAGGAGAUGGAAAAGGCUGGUAGAAAUUCUGCCUUUCACUACAGCACUGGAGAGGAAUCCAUGGACUGCACAGCAUCUCCUCUCUCAGGAAAGGUUGGUCCAGCAGGCAGCUUGACGGGCAGUCCCAAGCCACUCAACCCGAGCUUGGUGUCCAAGCAAGAGAGGCCCGCAUCCACGGGUGGCAUCCUCAAUCUCAACCUCGAUCGAGUGAAAGCUGAGAUGGAUCUGAGAGAGUUGAGCGAGAGUGUGCAGCAGCAGCAGCAACAGCAACAAUCGGGGUCAGCUACCCUCCCCACGCCAAAGAGACCCAUCAGGAGUCUCGACAAGACUAUUGAAAGCUGCAAGGCUCAGCUUGGGAUAGAUGAAAUUUCUGAAGACGUAUAUAAAGGUGUGGAUCAUAGUGACACAGAAGACUCUGAUAAAUCGGACUCUAGUGAUAGCGAAUAUGCCAGUGACGAGGAACACAAGCCAAAGAGCUCUGGACAUGAUGAAAAGGUCAGAGUGGAUCGAAAGCGGCCCAGAGCAAAUGCAGAAGCAGAGAAUAAGGAUUCUAUUGAAGGGAUAGUGGAAAAAUCCACCCCUGCAACCCAGAUCAAAGAGAAGCAGAGUAGCAAUGCCCAAGAAGAGGCCGUUCAAGAAAAGCCCAGAAUGACCCAGUCUCAAUCCCUCACUGACAAGCCAAAGACCUCAGAGGAGGGGAGAACAUCUCAUGCAGCAUCAGCAGCAGAGCAAGACUCUGAUUCUGAAAGAGAGCUGGUGAUUGACCUCGGAGAUGAACACGGAGCCCGUGACUCUAAGAGGUCAAGAAAAGACACGAGUUCCAAAACCUCCAAAGAGACCAAUGUUGCCAAAUUGGAGGGUAAAGUAACCAAUUCCACUACAGCUGUUGCGCCAGCCGCUUCCACCUUGAAAAAUGCCUUGCAGCCUUCUACAACUGCACCCAACCCCGUUCCCACUGCCGCAUCUAGUCAGCCUGGUGCUGCCUCAACUCCCAGCAGCACUUCAAGCACACCCUCCACGUCUGUUGCAUCAACCACGCCAGCAGUGAAGAAACAACGCCCCCUGCUGCCCAAAGAAACAGUGCAGGCUGUGCAGCGAGCAGUUGUUUGGAACCCCACCAAAUUGCAGACGUCCUCUCAGAAGGCUCACGUGCAGAAGCAGCAACAGGCGGAGCAGUCAACGGCACAGUCACAAGGGCAGGUGCAGACACAAAGUCAGUCUCAGCAGAAUUCUUCAAGUACCCGCUACCAGACCAGACAAGCAGCCAAAGUUCAAUUGAAAGACUCUCCUCAGGGUGCUUCAGCAUCAAGUAGCUCAUCCUCCUACUUGUCAGGAGACUUGCCAAUCCCGACUGCUUCUGCAGAUGCAGCUGCAGAUAUAGCCAGAUACACAAACAAAAUUAUGGACUCAAUCAAAGGAACAAUGACUGAAAUCUACAAUGACCUUUCGAAAAGCACUUCAGGAAAUACAAUCGCAGAGAUUCGACGGCUGAGGAUAGAGAUUGAGAAACUUCAGUGGUUGCAUCAACAAGAGUUGUCCGAGAUGAAGCACAAUCUGGAAUUGACGAUGGCAGAGAUGAGGCAGAGUCUGGAGCAGGAGAGAGAGAGGUUGGUAGCGGAGGUGAAAAAGCAGAUGGAAUUGGAAAAGCAGCAGGCUGUGGAUGAGACAAAAAAAAAACAGUGGUGCGCCAACUGCAGGAAGGAAGCCAUCUUCUACUGUUGUUGGAACACCAGUUACUGCGAUUACCCCUGCCAGCAAGCCCACUGGCCGGAACACAUGAAGUCUUGCACGCAGUCAGCUUCAGCUUCGCAACAAGAACCAGAGGUUGAGCCCAACCCGGACACUUUGAGCAAAUCGACAGGCAAUUCCCCAGUCACACAAACUCUGAAUGCCCCAGCAGGAGCGGCCGUACCCUCCUCCUCAUCAACCAUAUCCGACAAAAGCAGCUCUCCCACAUAUAUCGACAAGAGCAAGGACAGUGUUGGGCUUACUGUGACAUAACUGUUACUCCACAUCGUGGCAUGUAUUCCAAGGCUGCUGUGGACCUUGAUGUGUCACAUUUGGAGCUUUAGUGCCUGCUCAGUGACCCUUCACUUUCGGUUUCCAUUCCCAAAUGCAUGGCGAACAUUUUUGUUAAUUUCGAUGUUCUUUCGGCUUCAUCUUGUGAACGUAUUUGUUAAUAACAAAUCAAAUGUGAUUCUCUGUUUUCAUACUGUUGUUUUGUUAUCACUAUGUUGCCACUUAAUUUUUCGUCUGAACAAGAUUGUAACUAACUGCAGUAUCUUUGUUACACUAAAAAGGUUCAUUGCUGCUCACAAAUGCUUAAAGGCUGUAUUUUUUUUUUUUAAUCACCACACCAUGUGAGAUGUUGAAACAGCCUUGAAUAACUGAUUCUCAAUUAUCUUGGUGGCAUCAGAAGUUUUCUGAGUUUUGCAUCAUUGCAUUUACGUUUCAUGUCGGUGGUUAUGUUUUUCAUCCCACAUUGUAUAGGUCUAAGAAAAAAAAACUGUGUGAUUUAUGAAAAAGAUUUAAAACAUUGUAAGUGUAAAAAGUUUUUGUAAGAAGAUACAUGAACAAUAUUUAUUAUGUUUUAUAGUAUGUUUUGAUGCAAUCACAUUUUUAUGUGUCUAAAAUUUAUUUGACCGAAAAUUACUCAUGAAUGUCAGUACUGGGUGAAGUCUGUUAAACUGUUUUUCCAAAGUUAAAGUAAAUUCCGGUCAGACUGUUUGAAAUUGUGUAUACUUGAAUCAUUUUGGCUGGUUAUGAUUACAUGAGCAUGUCUAAUUUGAGUUGGUGUCUCGUUAUUGUUUACAUAUUGUAAAUACAGUAAGAUGAGUCGUGAAGAAAAUAAACAUGUUCUCGAUA
Hippocampus comes (tiger tail seahorse) is the source of this 5978-nucleotide messenger RNA. RefSeq names its product protein kinase C-binding protein 1-like. Gene Ontology annotation, biological process: regulation of DNA-templated transcription. Lineage: Eukaryota; Metazoa; Chordata; Actinopteri; Syngnathiformes; Syngnathidae. Gene Ontology annotation, molecular function: transcription corepressor activity; protein binding. Bases 1758 to 5114 code for a protein of 1118 amino acids. The transcript has 20 exons. Gene Ontology annotation, cellular component: cytoplasm; nucleus. The record is from RefSeq and is a predicted model, not a curated record.